UGUGGACCAAUCGUUUUCUUGCUUCUGAAUCACAACUUGCUAUACUUUUCUACUGCCAAGCUCAGCUGAUUCCAAAGCAAGCACUGUUAUCAUCUUUAAUACUAGCAGUAUUAAGUUAACAACAAGCCCCACACAACACACCAAACCAACCUCGUCAUCUUCCACGCCACCCCCUAUCUCUCUCUCUCUCUCUCCACCUGGUUCCGCGCUGAACUUGAUCGAUUAAAGUGAUUCUGCCUUCUCCAAACGACCCUUUGACUAGAUAAUCACACCACCAUCAAAAAGAUCGUUUUUUUCUUUCUGGGUAUUGGUUAAACAUGGUGGGUUUAUUCUCCAGAUUUUCUGUUGGAAGAAGCACCCACCGACGUACGCAAAGUGCCAUCGAUGAGAGGGAAGUAAUGCCCCCAAACUUGGAGACUGCCGCUGCGGCGAGUGCUGCUACUGCUGUUUCUCAUGGAAUUGAAGUGGCAGUGGAGUUUAAGCCAGUUGAGCACCCAGUUGAACCCCUUGACAAUGAUAGCCCAAUUCAGUGCCCGUUACCAGAACCGUCUAUUCUUAAUGAUGGAAGAAUAUGGAAAGAGCGAGUAUCUGCUACUGUCCGUAGAAGAGGUGACCUGCCAGUGAUGAAGGAAGGGGGAACCCUUGAAUCUGAGGGUGCUGUGAGAAAGCCACGAACCCAGUCUAAUCGAAUGAUCCUACCAUCUCUUAGUGCUCCCGAGCAUAAUCUUCUAAAACUUCUUGAAGAGUGUCAUGCCUCAGGCAUGUAAACUGGUAUUGUUGGUAUUUUGAGUCAUAAAACUUCUUAAAUGUGAUACCCCUUCAUCUUUUUUGUCAUCUUUGACUAUAUAUAAUGCCAACGAAUGUGCGUAUGUAUAUUCAUAUGUAUAAUAAUGCAAGUUAAAUCUGGUACUUUUUUACCCUCUUUAUAUGAAGGCUUGAGUAACAUACUUGGAA
This is a messenger RNA of Lotus japonicus, 954 nucleotides long. RefSeq lists its product as uncharacterized. The record is from RefSeq and is a predicted model, not a curated record. Lineage: Eukaryota; Viridiplantae; Streptophyta; Magnoliopsida; Fabales; Fabaceae. Bases 318 to 767 code for a protein of 149 amino acids. The transcript has 3 exons.